This is a messenger RNA of Anarrhichthys ocellatus (wolf-eel), 1015 nucleotides long. RefSeq lists its product as uncharacterized. The record is from RefSeq and is a predicted model, not a curated record. The transcript has 3 exons. NCBI's taxonomy places the organism in Eukaryota, Metazoa, Chordata, Actinopteri, Perciformes, Anarhichadidae. Gene Ontology annotation, molecular function: protein binding. The annotation marks the transcript as partial.
CACCAGACGGGCACAGGAAUCCUAGCUUUGCAGACUGGUCAAGUAAAGAACCUUAACUUAUCUCUGAAGAUGGUCACCAUGGUGGUUUUUCUUCUGGCUUUUGUUGGAGCGGCAUCUUCGGAAAUCCCACACAGACGGAGGUGUGACCCGGAGCAAGGACAAGAAACGCCGACUCUUUGCUCAAAUUACAAAAACAUUUUACACCUCGAUGAUGUUCAGACAAAACUUGAAGAGAACCAAAUGCUGCUGCGAGAGAGGAUUGACGCUCUGGAAGGUAGGACCAGACUGCAGCUUGAUUCUGCAAACGGCAACAUUAGUGCGCUUGAAAGGUUGGUGAUGAACGUUUCAAACGCACAAAAGGACCGAGAAGAGAUGGCGUCACAAGCUGAGAUGGAGUUGAGGGACGCAAAGACAAAGCUGGAGGGACAAGAAGUUGACAUUGCCAGCCUGAAGAGAGACGUUGGAGAACUGGUCAAACACGGGGAGAGAGUUGGGGGCAACAUCAGUGAGAUUGAGGAGAGACUUGAUGCAACUGAGGGGCAGCUAAGGGAGAGAAAAGAGAAACUUGACAAUCUGGAGUCAGAAACUGGGGCCGCGUUCAAUGCCACACAGAAACUGCUGACUCUGUACAAGAAGGAACUCUCCCACCUUAACUCGACCGCCCGGGAGCUUGAAGUCACAGUCGAAGCCCUACUGAAUGCCCCGAAGACGCAACUUGAAGCUAACCUGACGGAAAUACAAAAUGGCAGCGGCGAACCCGGAUUGGGGUCAACUGAAGAAAGUGAACUGUCAUUUGAAAUGGCGCGCCUUAAAGCAGAAGUCAACACCAAGGUGGCCUUUUCUGCAACUAUAAUCGAAUCCAACGAUGUGUUCACUGGACCCGGCACCAACAGCACCAACAAUAUUCUCAUCUAUAACAGAGUCUUCACAAACAUUGGCUUUGAUUACAACAGUAAAACAGGUAUGUUGGAGGCAGAACCUUCAGAAAGCUGCCCAACAAUUAACAGAUAUGAAA